AAGAACUGAAGAACCCAACUGAAAAAGGAAAAAAAGGCAUUCGCACUUGCUCCUCCGGUCCUCCCUUCGCACCCGGAAGGCCAGCACCAGUAACGGGAAAAGGUCAUGCAAAGCGACGGUGAGGUGCUCUUCCUGGACGGCGUCGGGGAGGUCGCCGUGGCCGUCGGCGACGAAGGCCUCUCCUUCCAGCCCCUUCACCAGGAAGUGAGUUCUUCAUGUUUGUCAUCUAUCAGAAUGCAGCCUAAGUUGGAAAACAAGCUUAAGUUUUCAGAUGUUUAUGCUGUAGAGCUGCUUGAUGUGGGUCCUCUGUAUGGACCUUGGAAUACAAAAGCUGUUGUUCAAGGCAAGAGAAAUACUGAGAUGAACCGAUUUGUCAUUCAUUCAAUCACAAGAUCAAGAAAAAGACCAUCUCCAUGGGUACCUUGUGAAUAUAUUUUUGGUCAUAAAGACUUGAGAACCUGCAAAACUUGGGUUGAGCAUAUGAAUGUGUGCAUAAGUAAGGAACAGGAUAGGCCCAAGAACCUCAUGGUAUUUGUCCAUCCAUUGUGCGGAAAAGGUACAGGAUGUAAGAAUUGGGAAACAGUAGCUCCAUUAUUUGAGCGGGCAAAAGUAAAGACGAAGGUGAUAGUCACAGAGCGAGCAGGGCAUGCAUAUGAUACUUUAGUAUCUUUAUCAGAUAAAGAUCUCAAGAAAUUUGAUGGCAUAAUUGCAGUGGGUGGUGAUGGUUUAUUUAACGAAAUUUUGAAUGGGCUACUAAGUACAAGGCACAUCAAUUCAUACCCCCCAACUCCAGAAGGCUUCGGAUAUUUCGGAAGCAACAUGAAGUGCCAAGAUCAUAGAAAUAAUGAUCUAAGCAAUAGUAUGUCCACAGGAGAUGAUGCAAAUGCCAUCUUCUCUGGAAGUUCUAACACACCUGAUGACCAUGAGCCCCUUCUUUCAAUCGCACCAUCGACAGGAUUGGAAAUUUUGUCAUCAAAUUCUAGUGAUGAACCAUGCAAUGAAGUUCAGGUGCCUUUGGUCUCCUUUCCAAAUAAUUGGUUUAGGCUUGGAAUAAUUCCUUCUGGCUCGACAGAUGCUAUUGUUCUCAGUACAACUGGGGAGCGAGAUCCUAUGACUUCUGCUCUGCUUAUUAUCCUCGGCAGAAGGAUAUCACUUGAUAUAGCUCAAGUUGUCAGAUGGAAAAGUAGCCCAUCAGCUGAGAUUUUACCAACGGUUCGUUAUGCUGCUUCAUUUGCAGGAUAUGGAUUCUAUGGAGAAGUUAUAAGGGAGAGUGAAAAGUACAGGUGGAUGGGCCCUGCGCGAUAUGACUUCUCUGGAACCAUGGUGUUUUUGAAGCACAGAUCUUAUGAGGCACAAGUGGCUUUUCUUGAGAAUGGAAACACUAAUUCACUUACAGCAUCGGCAGAGAACAAUGCAAGUGCGGUCCAAACACUGCAGUAUCAUCAAAAUAGACACCACAAAAUCAUCUGCCGAACAAAUUGUUUUAUAUGCAAAGGAAGCUCAGCGUCUGAACACAAUUCAGAAGAUGAUCUUUUGGACAGUUCCAGAACACCUUGUGAGAAUCCAAAAUGGGUUUGGUCCAAGGGGCGUUUUCUCAGUGUUGGUGCAGCUGUAAUUUCAUGUCGUAACGAAAGGGCCCCUGAUGGUCUAGUGGCUGAUGCACACCUAUCUGAUGGUUUUCUUCAUCUUCUGCUCAUUAGAGAUUGUCCUCUUCCCUUUUACUUAUGGCAUCUAACACAAUUUACCAAGAAGGGCUCAGAUCCUCUGAGCUUCAAGUUUGUCGAACAUCAUAAGACAGAAGCAUUUACUUUUAUAUCGCCACAUGACGAAAGCGUCUGGAACUUGGACGGAGAACUUUUUCAGGCCUCCGAGGUAUCUGUCCAAGCCUGCCGAGGCCUUGUCAACCUCUUCGCAGCAGGACCGGAGGUUUAAAGCAAUGCGCCAUGAAGCUGUUCCCUGCAAAAGGCCCAUGCUGUACUCCUGUAUGCUGUACUGUACAGAGGCCCCCUGGUCGGUGUGCUGAAGCUGUGUUUGUGGAGAAAUGGAAAAUAUAGGUCCUCCAGAUUAUGAAGCGAAGAAACCUGGGCUGCUUCAAUUUUGCCACCGAGAGUAGUUUUGGUUAGAAACAGCGAAAUGCUGUACUACAUGCUGCUUGAUCUAGAAGUGAUUCCGAUGUCCGGAUGGAGUAGUGUGAGCAUCUUUGAUGUACAUCAACACCUACCCUGGGGCAACAAUAAUAUUCUUGGUUGAAUGGUUGGUGGAUCUGCAGAUGGUCGCAGUUUCGUCCACCUUGGCAUAGCUGCACCGUGCUCCGUGUGCCGGCGGAGCGUCCGGGUCUCCGGUUGGCCGUGUUUUCGGCUGCUGCUGCUGCUAGAUGGCUUCACACAUGGGCUUGUAGACAGUAGACAUAAGCUUGUAUUGAAACAGAGUGCUCUUAACUUGUAGGGCUACGUUAUUUUUUUCAUUGUCAAAUCUGGAUUAUCACGGACAUAUCUUCUAAAUUUCUGAACAGUCUGUUUUGUUAAAAAAAAAUAGGCAAAAUUUGAUAUGGGGCAUCGAAAAAACGUGUAAUUAGC
Molecule: messenger RNA, 2576 nt
Organism: Oryza brachyantha (malo sina)
Lineage: Eukaryota; Viridiplantae; Streptophyta; Magnoliopsida; Poales; Poaceae
Product: ceramide kinase
Exons: 13
Coding region: 106-1932 (608 amino acids)
Molecular function (GO): kinase activity
Source: RefSeq, a predicted model, not a curated record